AUGCAAACCAAUGAGCGGCCGCCAAUUGGCAAAGGAUGGCCGCCAAUUGGCAAAGGAAAAUGGCAGCCACCCAUUGGCAAGGGCGCCAUGCCGAUGGGCAAGGGCAAGGGGAACUUCGGACCUGGACCACCAGGAGGACCAGGGCUCUCUGGGCCCGCAGGCGUCAUGCCGCCGCCACCGGUGCCUGCCAAUCGAAAGACGCAGCUUUGUGUCUACUUCAAGGAAGGACGUUGCACGCGCGGAACUUCUUGCAAUUACGCUCAUGGCGAGCACGAGCUGGUGGAGAGGGAGAGGGGUGUGCCCAGUCGACCUCCACCGCCGCCGCGAGAAGUGCGUCAUCCAACUGGCAGUCGCUUCGACGUGAGAUCUGGCCCACAGGUCCACCGAGGGCCCAGAGACAUGCGGCCCCCUUCAAGGGAGAGGUCACAGAGACAGCUUAGAAAAGUCGUCUAUGCCAAGUCCGAAACAGUGGGUGUUGUUGAGCGGCCGGACUGCUCAGUCCGCCAAACAACCGAAGCAACCGAGCAGGCCGCCGAUUUGCCCGAGCCGAACCUGGCGAACGGGUCUGCGCCGAAGGUUGCUGAGGAGGGCGGAGAGGCGCAGGAAAGCACUGCGCCUGAAAACGGCGACAGCUUGCCCAAGGAAGCCGAGGGUAUAGAUGUGGACGUUGAAGCAGAGGCAGAGGCUAAGGAGCAGGAGCCACCGAAGGGUGCCCCUGCCCCUGCGCCUGCUCCUGUUGUUGCAUCGUUCCUCCUGAGCGAGGAUGGUGCUGGUGAGCUCAGCCAAAUGUAUGGCCUUGGAGCGCAGCUGCUCCGAAGCAUGGGCUGGCAACCCGGAAGCGGUGUUGGAGCAAAUCUGGACGGAGAGCUUGAACCAGUUUCCAUCCGGAUCUUGAGCCUGCCUUCUACGCAUUUCGGCCGGAAGGAUCGGCGCUGUUUAGGCAGAAGGAAGCCCAAGCGCCUCAGGGACUCCGAUGAGUCUAGUCCAUCAAGGACACCAUCGACUUCGUCCAGUAGAUCGACAAGCAAGUCAUCUCAAAAAAGUUCUAGAAGCAGCAGCCCUUCCAGUCGGAAGAAGCGAAGAAGGAGACGGAAGAAGCGAAAGAAGUCACGAAGCAGCUCCAGCAGAAGAUCGUCUGCGUCCAGCAGCAGUUCUUCUAGCAAAAGCCACAGGAAGAAGAAAAAAGGCAAGUUCACUUCAGAAGCGCCUACUGAUAACUCUGGCGGAGCAGCAGCUGCUGGUGCUGCAGCUGGUGCGAACGCCGCAGGAGCUCAGCAGGCAGCAGUUGAGGAUCCAGAGACGGCACAAGCCAAGAAGAGAGUCUUGGCGAAGCUGACUGAGCUCCAAAAAGUCGAGCCGAAGGAGCAGCGAGCCAAGGAGUUCCGGAAUCUCUUACGGGAUUGGCAUCCGGAUAAGAAUCCCGAGAAGAAGGACAUGGCCACAGCAGUGUUCCAGUUCCUCCAGAAGGGGAAGAGCUUGCUCAAUCUCAAAUGA
Symbiodinium pilosum is the source of this 1494-nucleotide messenger RNA. The record is from the annotation of a GenBank genome assembly. Lineage: Eukaryota; Dinophyceae; Suessiales; Symbiodiniaceae.